CUGUGCUCUUUUCUCUUCUGAGUCUCCUCCUCAUUAUUAUGGAGCCAAACAGUCCUAAAAAGAUCCAAUUUGCUGUGCCAUUAUUUCAGAGUCAAAUAGAUCCUGAAGCAGCUGAACAGAUCAGGAAAAGAAGGCCCACACCAGCAUCACUGGUUAUUAUGAAUGAACAAUCAACCCCAGAAAUAGAUGAGAAGAGAAAGAACAACUCACAAGGAGACUCACAGAAUGCCUCCCCUAAGCAGAGGAAGCAGAGCGUGUACACUCCUCCUGCCAUCAAAGGCAGAGAACAGGCAGAGUCUAUUAAAUGUAAUGAUAACCACCACUCCUCAGGCACUACCCAGGAGCAGAGAAUAACUGAGGCAGAUGAUCAGCUAAUGAAACCAAGGCGGAAAGACACACCUUUUCAGCACCAGGCACCAUUUGUUCCAGGGGUUAAGCAUCUGAAAAGUCAGAAUGACUCAGCAUUCCCAGAGGAAGAAGAGGGUGUCAAUGAAAGAGAAGAAGAAUGGGACCAUUAAUUAGCAUUGGGCUUGUGUAAGGCUAUUGUGAAUAACUGAACUGCUAAAUUUUCCAUACUAAACAUGGAAUUUCUUUGCUUGUGUUUCUGAAACAUUCUUCAUCUCACCACUCACCACUCACCACAUAGCAGGAUGCUUUUUGGGGAGCAUUCCUUGACUGGAUUUUAUAGCACUCUGCAAACAUGUCCUGUGAUACUUGUAAUGGAAGAGAAACAUUUAUUUUAGUCACUUCCUUUCCUUUUUUAUGACUUAGAAAUGUAAUUUGCAAACGUUAGUGGUCUAACUUCAGUACUGCCAGAGCUUAAUUACCGAAUGUGAGCUGUACUUCAAGACUUAUUGUAAAUAGUACCAAUUUAAAAGCUACAAAUAAAUACUAAAUUCAUUUA
Pelodiscus sinensis (Chinese soft-shelled turtle) is the source of this 904-nucleotide messenger RNA. It is a transcript of the gene PPP1R1C, whose product is annotated as protein phosphatase 1 regulatory inhibitor subunit 1C. Gene Ontology annotation, biological process: intracellular signal transduction. Lineage: Eukaryota; Metazoa; Chordata; Testudines; Trionychidae. Gene Ontology annotation, cellular component: cytoplasm. The record is from RefSeq and is a predicted model, not a curated record. Gene Ontology annotation, molecular function: protein phosphatase inhibitor activity.